This is a messenger RNA of Ilex paraguariensis (yerba mate), 714 nucleotides long. The record is from the annotation of a GenBank genome assembly. Lineage: Eukaryota; Viridiplantae; Streptophyta; Magnoliopsida; Aquifoliales; Aquifoliaceae.
AUGGAAUACACAGAUCAAAAGCCACUCACCACUCACUUCGUAUCCGCCACCGACUCGCCCGGGUUCACUCACCUGAGCUGGGCUCUGCCUCGCUCCUCCGUCAUCGGACUCGACGCCGAAUGGAAGCCAAUUCGCACCCGUCAAGACACUUUCCCCACCGUCUGUCUCCUCCAAAUCGCUUGCCGACUCGUCGGCAACGACGAUUCUACUGCCCAGCAGAACGAGUCUUUGGUCUUCCUACUUGACCUCUCGACAAUUCCUUUGUCUUCAAUCUACGAGCUAAUGAAGGAUGUGUUCGUGUCGCCUCAUAUUCUCAAAUUAGGGUUUUUAUUUAAACAAGAUUUGGUUUUCUUAUCUUCUACUUUCUGCUCUCAAGGCUGCGAUCCUGGAUUUGAUAGGGUGGAACCCUAUUUUGAUAUUGCAAGCAUAUACAAUUAUCUUCAACACAACCAACCCGGAAGAAAGAUGCCAAAGGAAACCAAGGGCUUGUCAACUAUCUGUGAGGAAAUAUUGGGUUUCUCGCUUUCCAAGAAACUUCAAUGCAGUGAUUGGUCAUGCCGUCCUCUUACAGAAGAGCAGAAGGCAUAUGCAGCUGCUGAUGCACACUGUUUGCUUGAGAUAUUUAAUUUCUUCCAGGUCAAGGUUGCCAAAGAAGGGCAUUCUUCAAAUUUGGAUCUUGAGGCUUUAGAGUUGGUCCGCGCCGUCUCUUCUUAA